AAAACUCAAAAAAAGAGCAAAAAUGGAGCAGAUAAAGGCUCUGACUCUCUGUGUCUUUUAUCGAGACCAUUCUGAAUAUGGAAACGGUUACUCUCUCACACUUCUCAACUUUCAUUUGAACUUAACCAUUCCCACAAAAUCAGACCGCAAAGUCUCUGAACCUUUCUCUCUCUGUGUCUUUAAAAUCUUUUAUUUCUGUUUAGAUUUCUAAACAAUCUUUCAACAUUCAUUCUAGUAGGACUUCUCUCUGUAAGGGUUUCCUUUUUCCUUCUCAGCUGUGUAUUGUAACUGGUGUUAUUAAGUUGUUUUUUUUUUUUUAUUAGUACUUUUUUUUUCUGGGUUUCUUUGUAUAAGCUACUGAAAAAUUCAUUAUGGAUUUGCUUAUGUAAGAAUAUGGAUAUAAAAUGUAGCUUAAGUUUCUGUUUGGUUGCUGAGAAAAGAGGGGAAAAGAAGAAGAAUAAAGUUUGCAUUUAGAAAGUGAAAAAGAAAAAGUAGAAAAAAGACUAGUCAACUUGCCAAGUAGUUGUUUGUUUCUAACUAAGGUUCAGUUCUGUGUAUUUAUUCAUAUUGCUUCAAAUUUGACUUUUCGAAAUUCUUUUUGGGUUUUGGUUGUACCCUUGUUCAUAUUAAGGAAUGAAUUUAAUUUUCUACUAUGUGUAUGAAUUGGAUGCUUUGCUGCUGAUACUCAUCUUUUUGAGUUUUUAUUAUUUUUAUGAUUGCUGGCUUUCUGUUUGUAAUUUGAGAUUUCUGCAGGUUAAAUUUGUUUAUUGUAUUUUAUUUUAUCUUUAAUUUCGGAAAAUGUUAUGUGUGGUAUUGUUGUAAAAUUACUUCUGUCUAUUAUUUAAAAAAACCAAGAUCCAGAUGUAACUGAGUAUCUAAAUUCUCUCUACUUUAUGAAAGCCAAGCUCUUUAAAUUCAACGAGAGACCAAAAUAUUAUAUAAUAGUGAAAACCAAAUGGUGUGAUUUUCUUUGUAUUUUAUUUUACAAAUUUAUUUUCUUUUGUGUGCAUGAUUAUUUUAAGUUCUAGCGUCUUUACCUGUUCAAGUAUUACCUAGUGCUUGCUUAAUAUGGUUUCCAUCGUUAUAAUUUUUGCCUAGAAUCUUCAGGCCAACUACACUGUUAGUACUGGAAUCUUAUCCCAAGGAUCAUUAACUGUCACUAUUGGAGUUUUAAACCUUAAUGGAAUGCACGAGUGGUGCCAGGCUUGCUGGAGUUGGUUGUACUGCAAAGAAGAAAAGGAGUGGCAUGCCUCGUCGACCUCGCCCUGAUUUACGAUCAUUUAUACACUCAUGUACAUUUCUGCAACCAACCGCAGAAUCUAUUGAUGGUGGUAAUAUUGAUGGAAAUCAAUAUUUCAAAGAUACUAUGGUUGGUUCUGAUGGAUUAGGUAGUGAGAGUAGGCUGAAGCUUAAGCUCAAGUUUGGUGGGGUUACUCAUACAAUCCAAACCAAUUCAUCGGUGGAACAUCCUCAGCACCGGCAGAAACAGGACAAAGAUAUAAAUUGCUUCUAUCCUUCAGAGAAAGGAAAAAGCAAUGGACUUCAUAAGAAGGAUUUUCCCAAAAGUGGUUCUAGCUACUUAAAGCUGAGUUCUUCAAGGGGAAAAACGUCUGGAGGUGUCUCUGUGAACGAAACAUAUGAGUCAAUUCGUAAGAGUAAGCGAAUUCCUAAGAGACGUGCCUUGGAUGUAGGAUUCAAUGGAGAUGAUGAUAACGAAGAUGAAGAACUACGAUAUCUUGGGAGACUCAAUGAACCCAAGGUUGUGGCUAGCUAUGAAGAUGAGGAUACAGGAUUUGGGAAAGAACAAGGGACGUAUGAAGAUAAAGAUUAUGUGGAAGAAGAAGAACCUACAUCUGAAGAUGAACCUGGAUCUAAGAAGAAGAAACUUGAAAAGGUUGUUCUUGAUUCAUUUGUUGAACGAAGGAAUGAACUGAUUCCCACUACACGUAAUCGGGCUUUUCAUUCUGGGAAAGAUGUUUUGUCUAGGUCUGGUGGUAGCCUUAUUGAGUUUCCAAAUGGUUUACCAUCUGCCCCUUCUAAAAAACAAAAGGAGAAACUAUCUGAGGUGGAGCAACAACUGAAGAAAGCUGAGGCUGCACAAAGACGUAGAAUGCAAUCAGAGAAGGCAGCUCGAGAAGCCGAGGCUGAGGCAAUCAGGAAAAUACUUGGCCAAGAUUCUGGGAGAAAGAAAGAUGAAAAGAUGAAGAAGCAACGGGAUGAGUUGGCUCAGGAUAAGGCUGCUAAAUCCAGCACACUUGCAUCAAAUACUGUCAGAUGGAUUUUUGGUCCUAGUGGAACUAUUGCUAUUUUUUCUGAAGAUAUUGGCCUACCAAACAUAUUCAAUUCGGUUCCCUGCAGUUAUCCUCCGCCACGCGAGAGAUGUGCUGGUCCAAAUUGUUCAAAUGCAUACAAGUACCGAGAUUCUAAAUCAAAGCUUCCUCUCUGCAGUCUCCAAUGUUACAGGGCCAUACAUGGAAAGAAGCAUCCUUUGAUCUCCUGCUGACAUUUCUAAUUUCUUCCUGCAUGGAUACAGUACUGUCUUCAGAAAAUUUUGCAAGUUGUGAAUCGCAGAACAACCUACUUAUCAUCAGUUCAAUGGAAGUUGGGUCUAACCAGGUUUGACUGCACAAUUUGAUGUGAUACAAGAGCUCCGUUGUUCUGCCUGAUUAUCAGGUUAGACGUGCCUUGUACAUGUUCUUGGCUUCACUAAUUGGUAUUAUAUGCAUUCCUUUUUCGUGCUUCAGCAAAAUGCCUGUUUAUUUUGUUGGAACGUCGUUUACUCAUCCAACCCAUGGUUAUUAAUAUUUAAUCAUAUUAAUAUUAUAUGAUAUGAUACGGGUAAAAAACUAUAUA
This is a messenger RNA of Mangifera indica (mango), 2853 nucleotides long. Its product is annotated as INO80 complex subunit B. The record is from RefSeq and is a predicted model, not a curated record. The transcript has 6 exons. The coding region runs from base 1181 to 2503 and encodes 440 amino acids. Gene Ontology annotation, biological process: chromatin remodeling. Lineage: Eukaryota; Viridiplantae; Streptophyta; Magnoliopsida; Sapindales; Anacardiaceae. Gene Ontology annotation, cellular component: Ino80 complex.